Sardina pilchardus (European sardine) is the source of this 2299-nucleotide messenger RNA. It is a transcript of the gene cstf1, whose product is annotated as cleavage stimulation factor, 3' pre-RNA, subunit 1. Lineage: Eukaryota; Metazoa; Chordata; Actinopteri; Clupeiformes; Clupeidae. Gene Ontology annotation, biological process: mRNA 3'-end processing. The transcript is spliced from 6 exons. Gene Ontology annotation, molecular function: protein binding; RNA binding. Bases 118 to 1413 code for a protein of 431 amino acids. The record is from RefSeq and is a predicted model, not a curated record. Gene Ontology annotation, cellular component: mRNA cleavage stimulating factor complex.
UACACGACUUCUCCUAACGUCAGGAGUCUGCGCAAAACACUUGACGUUGUGACGUUACGUAGGUUACGUUCAGCGCGUGUGGAAAGUUCAUGCAGUGCAGCGACGGAAGCUCUUACAAUGUACCGACCCAAGCCCACGUUGAAAGACCGACAGCAUCUUUACAAGUUAAUCAUCAGCCAGUUGUUAUAUGAUGGGUACACCAACAUAGCCAACAGUCUUAUCAACGAAGUCAAGCCGGCCAAUGUUGUCUCUCCAUCAGAACAGCUCAUGCAGCUCGCUAAAAUAGGCAUGGAAAACGAUGACAGUGCCGUGCAGUACGCCAUCGGACGCUCGGACACCGUGGCUCCAGGGGUGGGCAUCGACCUGGAGUUUGACGCCGAUGUACAAACCAUGUCCCCCGAAGCGUCCGAGUACGAGACGUGCUACGUGACAUCGCACAAGGGCCCUUGCCGAGUGGCCACGUACAGCCGAGACGGGCAGUUGAUCGCCACUGGGUCUGCCGACGCCUCCAUCAAGAUCCUGGACACAGAACGGAUGCUGGCCAAGAGUGCUAUGCCGAUAGAGGUAAUGAUGAACGAGACGGCACAGCAGAACAUGGAGAACCACCCGGUGAUCCGGACCCUCUACGACCAUGUCGAUGAGGUCACCUGCCUGGCCUUCCACCCCACGGAACAGAUCCUGGCAUCGGGCUCGCGGGACUACACACUCAAGCUGUUCGACUACUCUAAACCUUCAGCCAAAAGAGCCUUCAAACACAUUCAAGAAGCAGAGAUGCUGCGCUCCAUCUCCUUCCACCCGUCAGGCGACUUCCUGCUGGUGGGCACGCAGCACCCGACGCUGCGGCUGUACGACGUCAACACCUUCCAGUGCUUCGUCUCGUGCAACCCGCUGGACCAGCACACGGACACCAUCAGCAGUGUCAGCUACAACCCCACCGCCAACAGCUACGUCACCUGCAGCAAGGACGGCAGCAUCAAGCUGUGGGACGGCGUGUCCAACCGCUGCGUGGCCACCUUCGACAAGGCCCACGACGGCGCCGAGGUCUGCUCGGCCAUCUUCUCCAAGAACUCCAAGUACAUCCUCUCCAGCGGGAAGGACUCCGUGGCCAAGCUGUGGGAGAUCUCCACUGGACGCACGCUGGUCAAGUACACAGGUGCGGGUCUGAGCGGGCGUCAGAUGCACCGCACGCAGGGGGUGUUCAACCACACGGAGGACUACGUGCUGCUGCCGGACGAGCGCACCAUCAGCCUGUGCUGCUGGGACUCGCGCACGGCCGAGAGGAAGAACCUGCUCUCGCUCGGACACAACAACAUCGUGCGCUGCAUCGUCCACUCGCCCACCAACCCCGGCUUCAUGACCUGCAGCGACGACUUCCGCGCGCGCUUCUGGUACCGCCGCACCACCACCGACUGAAAAGGCGGAGGAGGAGGAGGAGGAGGAGGAGGAGGAGGAGGAGGAGGAGGAUGAGGGUGAUGAUGAUGAUGAAGACAGGAACAAGAGAGGGAAAAGAGAUGUGAGGUUUAAGGGGAACAAUAAAGACCUUGCAUCAACAUCACAGACUGUCAGCCAAUACAGUUCAUGUCCAGUCAUACUGCUGAGGAGCUUUCUGAGGAGUUCUCUCUCUUUCACUCUCCUGUACAUGCCUUUGUAUCUCUCUUCUUCCAGCCAUGCUCCAAUUCUCCCUCUUGUGUGCUGAUCGCUGUUGCUGCCCUGAAGCCAAGUUUGAGGUUGAGUGUUCUACAUGCAAAGCCCUGCACAAAAAAGCCUGCCUGCAUUGUGGGGUGCGGUACAGCCAACAACAGUAAGCCUCCUAUUUCUAACGAGCCAUACCAUUGGUUUGAAUGGCGAGAAAGGUCGAUGUGGUUUUUUUUCACUGUUUGUUUCUAAAAUGCCACCCUGCUAUAGCCACAGUGGAGAUGAGAAACGCAAACCAGACCACAGUUUAUUUGGGUGCAGUACCUUAUUUGAAAGGAAGAGGGAGGUACCUCACAAGCAGGACUGGUCAGAAUGUUUGGUCAGUAGUCACUGUCUUGUUUAGGAUUUGUCCUCUGAUUUGGCUCUCAAAGGGUGAAAUGUGAAGAUACAACUGAAACUAGAACUGUGUUCUCCAUUUUGUUUGUCUAUUGUCUAUCUGCUCGAACGUGGGUGUAUUUCAUAUGAAAGUGUGUGGUUUUUUUUUUUCAAUCUUUGUUUUGUACAUGUUUAUUACUUUAGUAAAGGUAUGAUCCCAUUGUUUUUUUAAUAAAUGAAAAAAGAACAAUACAAAUUGUUGCCUUUUUAGCAAAUAAACAGAUUAAUU